Messenger RNA from Ahaetulla prasina, 2564 nucleotides. RefSeq names its product Zic family member 1 (gene ZIC1). The record is from RefSeq and is a predicted model, not a curated record. Lineage: Eukaryota; Metazoa; Chordata; Lepidosauria; Squamata; Colubridae. The transcript has 3 exons. Gene Ontology annotation, biological process: central nervous system development; regulation of transcription by RNA polymerase II. Gene Ontology annotation, molecular function: RNA polymerase II cis-regulatory region sequence-specific DNA binding; DNA-binding transcription factor activity, RNA polymerase II-specific. Gene Ontology annotation, cellular component: nucleus. Bases 669 to 2021 code for a protein of 450 amino acids.
CGGAGAGUGAAAGAACUGGAAGAGAAUUGAAAAUUGUUCGCUACUUUUCUACAUUCCUCUAGCUUCUGCUUUUAAAAAUCCAGAAGGGAAAGAACUAAAGGAAGUUUCGUUUUUGUUUUGAUUUUUUUUCCCAGCCAGACUCUGCUUCCUCCUCUCUUUUGGCUAUUGUUAUUCAGGGUCUCCUGAAUUCUCUCCCUCCUCCUCGCGAAGACCCCGAAAAAGUGCAGUCCGAGACGCAGGAGUGGGGGGAGGCGCAGUCGGUUUUGCCUGUGCGCGCGCCGAGGUCUUUUUUUACUCUUCUUUUAUUUUCGCAGCUUCUCGACUGCUUCCACGGCGCUCCCCCCAGCCUUCUCCCCCCCCCGCACCCGACCCUUUCGCCCACCCUCUCCUUUUGGUGUGUGUGUGUGUGUGUUUUUGGUGCGCGGAUGCCGAAGGGGGAGUUCCUGAUGCGGUCGCUUUAGUGGCUGAUCGUCGCGCGGACUUUGGCAAGAGAAAGGCACGGCGAAGCUGGUUGGAUUGGCGGCGGCGGCGGCAGCGGCUCUUCCUUCCCGUUUUUCCUGCCGUUUGUUGGCGGCUGCUUCCCUCUUAUCUCCCCCGCCCUCCCUGCCCCCGAUAAAUCACUUUUGUUUCGGUGGUUGCUGCCGCAGCUGCCCGCAAAGCGGGAAAAAAUGCUCCUGGAUGCUGGACCUCAGUACCCAGCCAUCGGUGUGACGACCUUCGGCUCCUCUCGCCACCACUCCACGGGCGAUGUGACGGAGCGUGAGGUGGGACUGGGCAUCAACCCCUUCGCCGACGCCGGCAUGGGCGCCUUCAAGCUCAACCCCAGCAGCCACGAGCUGGCCUCGGCCGGCCAGACCGCCUUCACUUCGCAGGCCCCGGGCUACGCGGCGGCGGCGGCGCUGGGACACCACCACCAUCACCCGGGCCACGUCGGCUCCUACUCCAGCGCGGCCGCCUUCAAUUCCACGCGGGACUUUCUUUUUCGUAACCGGGGCUUCGGGGAAGCGGCGGCGGCGGCCAGCGCGCAACACAGCCUCUUCGCCUCGGCGGCCGGCAGCUUCGGAGGGCCCCACGGGCAUGGCGAGGCGGCGGGCCAUCUCCUCUUCCCGGGCCUCCACGAGCAAGCCACGAGCCAUGCGUCUCCAAACGUGGUCAACGGGCAGAUGCGCCUCGGUUUCUCCGGAGACAUGUACGGCCGACCGGAGCAGUAUGGGCAGGUGACCAGCCCGCGCUCCGAGCAUUAUGCAUCCCCCCAACUGCACGGCUACGGUCAUAUGAAUAUGAACAUGGCAGCCCAUCACGGAGCGGGGGCCUUCUUUCGUUACAUGAGGCAGCCCAUCAAGCAGGAGCUCAUCUGCAAGUGGAUCGAACCCGAGCAGUUGGCUAACCCCAAAAAGUCCUGCAACAAAACUUUCAGCACCAUGCACGAGCUGGUGACUCACGUCACCGUGGAGCACGUUGGCGGGCCCGAGCAGUCCAACCACAUCUGCUUCUGGGAAGAGUGUCCCAGGGAAGGGAAGCCUUUCAAGGCCAAAUAUAAACUGGUCAACCACAUCCGAGUCCACACGGGGGAGAAGCCUUUCCCUUGCCCUUUCCCGGGAUGCGGCAAAGUCUUCGCUCGGUCGGAAAAUCUCAAAAUCCACAAAAGGACGCAUACAGGUGAAAAACCCUUUAAGUGUGAAUUCGAGGGCUGUGACAGGCGCUUCGCCAACAGUAGUGAUCGCAAAAAGCACAUGCAUGUCCACACGUCAGAUAAGCCUUAUCUCUGCAAAAUGUGCGAUAAAUCCUACACGCAUCCCAGCUCCCUACGAAAACACAUGAAGGUCCACGAAUCCUCUAACCAGGGAUCCCAGCCUUCCCCCGCUGCCAGCUCGGGUUAUGAAUCGUCAACUCCCCCAACCAUCGUCUCUCCAUCCACAGAAAACCAGACCACGAGUUCCUUAUCCCCUUCAUCUUCAGCGGUCCACCACACGUCCAGCCACAGUACACUCACGUCAAAUUUUAACGAAUGGUACGUUUAAACAAACAAACGAAGGGGGCAAAAAGCGACCUAUUUAAAAGACUCAGUAAUAAUAAUAAUAAUGAACACUUUGAAAUUGAUGACUCUUUUUUGGGGGUGUGUGUUUUGUUUGGUUGGUUUUUUUAUAUAAAUAAAUAAAUAAAUCUAUCAAUCUAUCUAAAUGCUGCCAUAGACCCAGGAGUGAACCAAAUCAAGAAUUCUCUCUCUCUUCCCACUCCCUCUCCUCCCUCUCCCGUCUGGUUUCUUUCCCUCUCUGGUCCCUCUUCUGCUGUUUGCUUUGGUUCCAGGGGCCAAAGGAUAGGAGAGCACAACCCAAAAGGUUCUGUUGCUAUGAGAGAAUGGCCGGUUUGUGGUGCCAUCUUGUCCAUGUGUAGGGCUUUUUAGAUGGGAACCACUGACUGGAGCUCUCACAACUGCAUGUUUCUCUGGGCAGCUGCCUCCUGUUUUCUGUAAAUACAGAAAUACUAGCUUACAAUGUACUGUUUGAUUUUGUAAAUAGUUCUGCCACAAGUUGAAAUAAGGGGAUAUGUGGUCUUUGCAUAUA